AUGAUUAUCACAAUGUUAUCGAUCUCAAUGAACUGCAGAAUGAUAUUACUACUGACUUAUCUGAAACUGCCAAAAAUGUAUGAUGCUCUUGAAGAGCGCCUCAAGGCUAUGGAGACUUCCAAUAAGCCUGGUUUCAAUGCUGCUGCGAUGUGUCUGAUUCCUGUGGUUGUUAUUCCUCCGAAGUUCAAGGUUCCAGAUUUUGAAAAAUAUAAGGGAACCACUUAUCCUAAUACUCAUCUCUGUUCUUACUGCAGAAAGAUGGCCGCCUAUGCUGAUAAUGAGCCGCUACUUAUGCAUUUUUUUAGGAUAGCCUAG
Molecule: messenger RNA, 315 nt
Organism: Vicia faba (fava bean)
Lineage: Eukaryota; Viridiplantae; Streptophyta; Magnoliopsida; Fabales; Fabaceae
Source: the annotation of a GenBank genome assembly